Messenger RNA from Dracunculus medinensis (Guinea worm), 111 nucleotides. The record is from the annotation of a GenBank genome assembly. NCBI's taxonomy places the organism in Eukaryota, Metazoa, Nematoda, Chromadorea, Rhabditida, Dracunculidae.
AUGAAAAUCUUCAAACUGAAGCAGAGCAUUUGUCAACGUUUUUACGAAAUUUGGCAGCAAUCAAUCGACACAAUGAACGUUAUCAAAAUGGCGAAGAAAGUUUUCAGUUAG